ACGAGUAGAUAGAGUUCGAAAUCAAAGUAAAUGGAGGGUAACGCUAACAGCAUAGAGAUGGAUAAGGAGAGACUUACAGCGGAGAUGGACUUCAACAAGGACUCCUCCUCCGCCGUCAUCAGGAUCAAACAGCGCUUGCCGGACUUUCUACAGUCCGUUAAGCUCAAGUACGUCAAGCUUGGGUAUGGCUACUCAUGCAACCCAGCUACCAUUCUCUUGUUUCUCCUCAUCGCGCCCUUGUUCGCGUCUGUUUUGGUACAGCUAACUGGUGUAGACAUAACCCGGUUCGUUACCGAGGUAUGGUCCAACCAAGCCGUCCGGCUCGAAAGCAUGGACGCCGCCACAAGGCUCGCCGGUUCAGGACUGGUCCUCUUCUUCCUAGCCCUCUACUGGUCCAAACGGUCCAGACCGGUUUACCUGGUCAACUUUUCAUGCUACAAACCUGACGAGGAAAGAAAAAUGUCGAUGGAGGCGUUUCUGAAAAUGACGGAGGAAACCGGCGCGUUCAGCCCUGAAUCAGUUGAGUUCCAGCGGCGGAUAUCGAACCGGUCCGGUUUAGGAGAUGAAACAUACUUAGCUCCUGGAAUCACAUCAAAACCUCCCAAACUCUCCAUAGACGAGGCCCGGUCCGAGGCCGAGUCCGCCAUGUUCGGCGCGCUCGACUCCUUAUUCAAAAAAACCGGAGUCAAGCCCAAAGACAUUGACAUCCUCAUCGUCAACUGCAGCCUUUUCAACCCAACGCCGUCACUCUCCGCCAUGAUCGUUAACCACUACAAACUCAAAACCGACAUCAAGAGCUUCAACCUCGGCGGAAUGGGCUGCAGCGCCGGCCUAAUCUCCAUCGACCUCGCCAAGGACUUGUUAAAAGCCCUCCCCAACUCCUACGCCGUAGUAGUCAGCACCGAAAGCAUAACUCUAAACUGGUACUUCGGCAACGAAAAGUCCAUGCUCCUCCCCAACUGCAUCUUCCGUUCCGGCGGCGCCGCCGUGCUCCUCUCCAACAAGAGCAAAGACCGCAACCGGUCCAAGUACGAGCUCGUCCACACAGUCCGGACCCACAAAGGCUCCGACGAGCGGUCCUACCACUGCGUCUACCAGCGCGAAGACGACAAGGGGAAAGUCGGCGUCUCCCUCGCGCGUGAGCUAAUGGCGGUCGCCGGCGACGCGCUGAAGACUAAUAUAACAACGUUGGGCCCUCUAGUGCUCCCGUUCUCCGAGCAAUUCUUCUUCUUCGUGACCCUUCUGAGAAAGAAAAUAUCGAAUGCGAAAGUGAAGCCUUAUAUCCCGGACUUCAAGCUGGCCUUCGAGCAUUUCUGCAUCCACGCCGGCGGCCGGGCGGUGCUGGACGAGAUUCAGAAGAAUCUGAACCUGACGGAGCGGCACAUGGAGGCGUCGAGGAUGACGUUGCACCGGUUCGGGAACACGUCGAGUAGCUCGCUGUGGUAUGAGCUGGCGUACGCGGAGGCAAAAGGGCGGGUCGGGCGUGGGGAUCGGAUCUGGCAGAUUGCGUUCGGGUCGGGUUUCAAGUGUAACAGCGCGGUUUGGCGGGCGAUCAGGCCAGUCGUGGAAGGGGACCAGCUAGGCAACCCGUGGAUGGACUGCAUAGAUAGGUACCCGGUCAAGGUGCCAGUCGCGCUGUAGUAGGGUCUCCACGUGGCGUUGUGUGGUUCGAGGGUAAUUUGGGUCUCUUACUCCCUGAUGGCCGUGUGGAAUUAUUUGUGGCUGGGGAUUUAUUGUGCAUUUUUUCUAUUUCUUAGGUGACUUUUUUUUUGUUUUCCUUGUAAUUUUAGUAAAUGUCUGUGAAGGGGGACACAUUGACAUUAUACUGGACUUUUCUAUUAAAUAAAUUGUUUAAAGAGAAAAACAAAAGGUGAAAUUAAAAGAACUUGGAGUACUUGUUUAAAGGCAUAGUCUCUUGUUUGUUAGUGGGAGAUUGUGU
Messenger RNA from Fragaria vesca subsp. vesca, 1939 nucleotides. RefSeq names its product 3-ketoacyl-CoA synthase 1-like. The transcript has a single exon. Gene Ontology annotation, biological process: fatty acid biosynthetic process. NCBI's taxonomy places the organism in Eukaryota, Viridiplantae, Streptophyta, Magnoliopsida, Rosales, Rosaceae. The record is from RefSeq and is a predicted model, not a curated record. Bases 31 to 1641 code for a protein of 536 amino acids. Gene Ontology annotation, cellular component: membrane. Gene Ontology annotation, molecular function: acyltransferase activity, transferring groups other than amino-acyl groups.